GCCGGCACUUUGGCGACGCUCCCUGGGCCGCCGGCUGCCCAGUCCAGGCCGCCACUGGACGCCGGGCGCGCGUCGGGGCGCGGGGAGGGCCCGGGGGGCGGGCCGCGCGGCGCCCAGAAAAACGCCGGGCCCGGGGCCGCGGCCGGGCCGAGCGGCUGCAGCGGCGGCGGCGGCGGCUUCCAGGCACCAUGCCGUGGGCCCUGCUGCUGUCCCCGCUGCUGUGGCUGGCCGUGAGCGGGGCCCAGCCCACCCGCCCCUGCUUCCCGGGCUGCCAGUGCGAGGUGGAGACUUUCGGCCUCUUCGACAGCUUCAGCCUGACCCGAGUGGACUGCAGCGGCCUGGGCCCCCACAUCGUGCCCGUCCCCAUCCCCCUGGACACCGCCCACCUGGACCUGUCCUCCAACCGGCUGGAGACGGUCAACGAGUCGGUGCUGGCCGGGCCGGGCUACACCACGCUGGCGGGCCUGGACCUCAGCCACAACCUGCUAACCAGCAUCUCGCCCACGGCCUUCUCCCGCCUGCGCUACCUGGAGUCGCUGGACCUCAGCCACAACGGGCUGGCCGCACUGCCCCCUGAGAGCUUCGCCGGCUCCCCGCUGAGCGAUGUGAACCUUAGCCACAACCGGCUGCGCGAGGUGGCCAUGUCCGCCUUCGCCUCCCGCGGCCCGGGCCGGGCGCUGCACGUGGACCUGUCCCACAACCUGAUCCAGCGCCUGCUGCGGCCCCGCGAUGCCCGCCUGCCCCUGCCCACCAUCCAGAGCCUCAACCUGGCCUGGAACCGGCUGCGGGCCGUGCCCGACCUCCGGGACCUGCCGCUGCGUUAUCUGAACCUGGACGGGAACCCGCUGGCCACCAUCGGGCCCGGUGCCUUCCCGGGGCUGGCCGGCCUCACGCAUCUGUCCCUGGGCAGCCUGCAGGGCCGCCCGCCGCUGGAGCCCCACGGCUUCCACGAGCUGCCCGGCUUGCAGGUCCUGGACCUGUCGGGCAACCCCCAGCUCCAGUGGGUGAGCGCUGAGGUCUUCUCGGGCCUGGACUCCCUGCAGGAGCUGGACCUGGCGGGCACGGGCCUGCUGCCCCUGCCUGAGACACUGCUGCGCCACCUGCCCGCACUGCAGAGCGUGGGCCUGGGCCACGGGGUGCAGUGCCGGCGCCUGGUGCGGGGGGGCGCGUACCCCCGCCAGCCCGGCUCCAGCCCCAAGGUGGCCCUGCACUGUGUGGACACGCGGGAAUCAGCCCUCAGGGGCCCCGACACCUUGUGACAAAUCGCGUGGCCUCCUGGGCCACCUCGCAGACUGCCGUCCAGGGCGAUUCUCUCGUCAUGUGCCAAUGCCGGGGGGGUACUGUGUGGGCCACCGCCAGAGCAGAGUGUCGCCCUGUGGCCUCGGUUGCCUCCCAGCCCAUAAGUGGAGGGUGGGUGAUGCCAGAUAAGACUGCAGUCCCCUGCUCUUCUCCCCACGUGUCCCCGAAGUGCCUUCCCUUGGGCCUGGGCCUUCCCCCCACCACCCCCCCAGGGCCAGGUUCGAUGCUGCUGGCGGCAGGGGUCAGGUCCGUGGUGGGGCCCUGUGCGUGUUUGCCAUUGGUCCGCUCUGCUCGGACUGGCACCCAUGCCCUACUGCUCACUUUCCCCACGAUCCCUGGUCGGACUUGAGUUACAGGAAGUCCAGUCAGCUCCUCAUGUGACAGACGGGGAAACAGGCAUGGGACAUGGCUGCAGCAACAGAGCCCCCUCUCUUUCCCCCCUCCCAUGAGACCCCCACCACCCCAGCCAGGCCCCCCCCACCCCCCAGCCAGCAUCCCAGCCAGGCUCCUGUGCACUUUCCUCUAAAUCGAUGGAGUUGGACCUUUCACGGCUGCAGCCCAUCCGGUGAAGAGCACGGCUCUGACCCGUACCCUGCCCUGUCCCUGCCUGACCUCCCCGGAGCUCUGGACCCACUUCUGCCGCUUGUACCAUUCCUGCCAUUCAUUCCACGGGAGGGUUGGUGGCCAGACGGGCAGUGGCCCAGAAAGGGCACUUGCUUGGGUCCAGGGACCGCAGAGAGGUACAAGCUGAAUCCAUUCACCUCUUGAACCUCUGGACGCCUCAGUCGCGCCUAUCACAGCCCGGCCAGCUUCCCUUCCCCCCCCACCCCGAGUCUUCCAGCAACAAGACUGAAAUGCACCAGUGUACCCUGAGCUACCGUCCUAAUGGGGCCCCACUAGGAGUAGACGCUGGUCCCGGAACCCCACCUGUCCGAGGGGCCUCCCGCACUCAGCCAGUCACUCUGCAGAGAAUCAGGAGGGAGGAGACGGGCGUGGGACGUCCCCCACCCCCACCCGGAGUCAUCUCACGUCCAGGUCCUGCUCCUGCCUCCCUUUUCUAAGAGCUCUCCGUGGUCCCCUUGCCUUUUAAGUGCAUUGUCACCUCCUACCCACCCCCACUGCCCCCUGCUGGCAGGGGCUGGAAAUGUGUCAUUUGUAAAAGAAGGGCGGAGAAACCCCUAUGCUUGUUCACUUUUGUACCGGAAUGUCCUGGGAUGUGUCGGGUGGGGAGGGGGGUAUGGGUGGAAGCCAACUGUGUGGGGCUGGUUCCGACGCCCACAGCACAGCGAGACUGUCCUCGCCUGCCAGCCCAGCCUGGCACCACCAGUCCUUGGUUCAAUAAACUUAAAAGAAUCCC
This is a messenger RNA of Sorex fumeus (smoky shrew), 2656 nucleotides long. It is a transcript of the gene TSKU, whose product is annotated as tsukushi, small leucine rich proteoglycan. Gene Ontology annotation, molecular function: protein binding. The record is from RefSeq and is a predicted model, not a curated record. The transcript has 2 exons. Gene Ontology annotation, cellular component: extracellular matrix. The coding region runs from base 189 to 1259 and encodes 356 amino acids. NCBI's taxonomy places the organism in Eukaryota, Metazoa, Chordata, Mammalia, Eulipotyphla, Soricidae.